Molecule: messenger RNA, 1718 nt
Organism: Fundulus heteroclitus (mummichog)
Lineage: Eukaryota; Metazoa; Chordata; Actinopteri; Cyprinodontiformes; Fundulidae
Gene: prrt2
Product: proline-rich transmembrane protein 2
Exons: 5
Coding region: 186-854 (222 amino acids)
Cellular component (GO): membrane
Source: RefSeq, a predicted model, not a curated record
UUCUGCGUGGACGAAGGAGGUCCGUGGGAGAUGUUUGGCUGCGUGUAAUUUUUUUAUUUAUUUUGAUUUGUGCUCCCCACGAUGCCAAAUCCAGGAGCAAUCCGGCUGUAAUGAGAUAAAAGGUUUAACCACAGGCAACACAGACAGCUUUGGACCACAAUCAGAGGCUUAACGUCGUCGUCAGCAUGGCUGUGAAUAUGGAUCCAGCUCCGGCCAUUUGGCCAGUGGAAGAACAGCCGUCGCUAAUGGACCAGGAUGCCCCCAUUUCCAGUCACGCAGUCCUCUCUGUCCCGUGCGGGUCACCGGUGGGCGAAGAGCUCCUGCACAGCUGUAGCAGCCCGACCAAAACGCCUCCUCGCAGCAAAUCCAAAGGAGAGCUGGUGAUAGUCAUCAACGAGAAGCUGAAGAACGGUAACGGGAUCCACCCGGGAGCCGCAGAGAGCACCUCUCCAGUCAUUUCCUCCCCUCCCAGAAGACAGCACUCCAUCUCCUACCCUCAUAACAGCAAAACCAGGAAGGGCAGCCGGGCGAGCUCCAUCGGCUACACCGCGUUUUCGCCCCGGCCGUCGCUAUCCCGCCACUCCAGCAUCGCCACCAACCCGCCGCUGGACCGCACCAAGGUCAAAGACUACCUCCUACUGUCCGUGCUGGCCUGCUUCUGUCCCGUGUGGCCCAUCAACAUCGUUGGCUUUGUCUACUCCAUCAUGUCCAAGAACAGCCUUGAGCAGGGAAACCUGGACGGCGCCGUACGUCUUGGACGUGUGGCCAAGAUGCUGAGCAUGGUGUCACUAGUAGGAGGGACGGUCAUUAUCAUCGCCUGCAUUGUCAACCUGGCCAUCAAUGUGAAAACCUGAGUUUCAUCCCAGGAUGAAACCGGAUAAGGGAACUGAACGUCUGGCCACCGCACCUGCACCACCACCUUUACCGCCUAGUCAUUACCCGGAUGUUGUGACAAAUGCUCCUGAUAUACAGCGCUUUACUUAUAUUUCUUGUAAUCUGUAUACGGUCCCUUAAUUGUCGUGGAAGAAAUCAGAACAAUGGAAGAGCUGCCAGCUCUCCGUCUCGGAUCGGGGGGGAGGGGUGGUGCUUCUGAUCUCGAACGGAGACUAAUGAGUCCCCUUCUCUCCUGGCCAACACACGCCAAACGAUUUUUUCACACGCCCGUCUCUACCUGCAGAACAACAACAGGGAAGCCGGUGGAAGUGCUUUCUGCCUCCACAGCAUCAAUCCCUGCCAAGUUCGCCCUCCAACGCGCCCAGCUUGCCCGUUAAAUCCCCUCAGACACGCCCGAAGCGGCUCCAGGAUUUACACUGCAGUGGAUUCAAGCUGCAGAACCUCACCCUUAACUCCUUCAGAGAGGAAAAGCCGCUCAGCCGCACUGUUUCAGACUUUCACCGCUUCAAAACGCCCCCCCCGCAUCUUGUGCUUGAGACCGAGCAUCCUGGUGGUGAAAGAGGAUGGAAGAGAGAGGAGUGGGGUGGGGGACAGGCGGUGAAUCAGGAGGGAUUAUGGAAAGUCUCGCACAGAAAGGCACACUGCAAGGGAAGAGAAAUGUGCCAAACAGAAGACAUUCAGAGGGAAAGCUUCCUGCUUUUUCUUUUUUGUAAACACAAAACUCUUGACAGGGACGUGAAAUGUGUUUUUACUCUUCUGCUGCGUCACCGAACACCCGCUCUACACCACUGACCACUGUGAGCUGGAAACAAAACAAAACAAAA